Molecule: messenger RNA, 589 nt
Organism: Eucalyptus grandis
Lineage: Eukaryota; Viridiplantae; Streptophyta; Magnoliopsida; Myrtales; Myrtaceae
Product: heavy metal-associated isoprenylated plant protein 39
Exons: 3
Coding region: 126-506 (126 amino acids)
Molecular function (GO): metal ion binding
Source: RefSeq, a predicted model, not a curated record
UGCAAGUUGUAACCCCAUCGCUUUCCCAAGAUUCCUAUCAAUUCUAUUCAGUAUUCACACUCUUCUUCCACUCAACUCACUCCCAUUUUCACUUCUUUAAUCCGCUUCACGCUCUCGGCCAAAGAAUGCAGAAAGCUGUUCUGAGGGUGGAAUGGGGCAACGAAAAAGAAAGGAAGAGGGCCAUGGAGAUAGUCUCUGCAUAUGAAGGGAUACAAUCGGUGGCCGUGGACAUGGACACCAAGAAGGUGACGGUGAUUGGGAACAUGGACCCGGUACAGGUAGCUGAACGCUUGAGGAAGCGAUUUGGCACGGUCAUCGAGUACGUGGGACCGAAAGAGACUCCGAAGCCCACAACUGAAGAGCCCAACACCGACACCAACGUCAACAGCCCAGACAGUCUUUACUCGGACCAUGUAGCUUACCCCUAUAACCAACCAUACCCAUAUCCAUACCCAUACCCAUACCCAUCUCCAUCUUACUAUUAUCCGCCGCCAUGGUAUUAUUAACGUUUCUAGAUUUUCGUUCAUAGUGUUCCUGGAACGAAAUGUCUUCUGAUGAACAUUUGAAAGACUUGUGAUUUGUCGUGCUC